AUGACGUCACCUAGUCGCUGCUUUGUCAUCUCCUUUUUCCAUUAUUCACCAUGCCCUCAGUCCCCAAACGCCCUCCUUCAUCCCUCCUUUCAGUGGAUUAAGGAGGCGGACGAAGCCGUUAAGGUGGCUAAACAGAAGGCGGAAAACGUAUAUGAGCAGUUGGAUCAUACUGAUAAUAAUGGUGAUCCAAAGACUCCGAUUGGUCAGGGGGUUAAGCAAAUUAAUGACGCCAAGGAUAAAGUUUUUCAAGUUGAUGAACAGCUUCAAACUGUUCACGACGAUUUAGGUGGGUGGAAAUCUGCGGCAAACAGUGUUCUUGGCCUUGCGGUUGAGAAGGCAAGAGACGUACAUAGGAAGUUGGAUCCUAAUCAACAAGGUGGCGAGAUUAUCAUUGGUACAAAAAUUGGUGCGAUCAAAACAUCUAACGAGGCCAUUAGAAAAGCAAAUGAGGACCUUAAAAAACAUGUUGAGAGUCUCCAUUCUUGGAUCGACACCGCGGAGCAAAUCCGUCAGGCUGCCGAGACUAAGGCCAAGGAAGCCUACGACAAGUUGAAGGUUAAUGAGACUCUAGAUGAGAAUGUUAAAAAGAUUGUGGAGGCUAAGGAAGAAAUUGAAAAAGUUCAUAAUAAUCUGAAAAGUGUUGAUAACAGUUUGGGAGAGUGGAAGCAGCAGGCCGGGGAUGUGCUUCAAGGGGCGAUUGGGAAGGCCAAGGAGGUUCAUGAUGCAUUGGAAGAUGAGAAAAGUAAGGAUGGCAUUGGCAAAAGUAUUGAAGUAAUUAAUACAUCAAGCGAGUCAAUUAAAAAGGCAAAUAUAACUCUUGGUGCCGAGGUUGGGAAUUUGCAGAGUUGGAGGACUGCGGCCGGGAGUGUUAUUGACAAGGCUAACGGGAAGUGUGAGGAGAUACUUAAGAAAGUUAAAACAGACGGUGACGGCAAGAUUUUUACAGAAGCUGAAAAGUUAAAAACUGAGGGUACAAGACUUUUGAAGGCUGCGACUGCGGCAAAAAAGGCUGUUGAGCAGAAUGUCACCGCGGCCUUGCAGGCUGUUGUGAAGAUGGACGAAAGUCUCAAGAAGGAUUUGAAGGGAGUGAAAGAUAAGAUUAAAUUGGGGAUUGCGGAAGUGAUUAAGAAGUUGGAAGUUGAGAAAUUGGGCGACAAAGUGAAGAUUGAUUUGGAGAGUUUGAGGGAUAAGAUUGAGAAACUUAACAACGGUGAUGAGCUUGUUACAGAUAAUUUAGCGGCACUAGCAGAAACGAAGAAAUCUACGUUGGAUGAGAAGGCUGAGGCGAUAAAGACGUCGGAAAGUCAACUUGAAGGUAAGUUUACGAAGUUUAUCCAACAGCCGCUUAACAGUAAAGUCGAAGAAGUCUACACAGCGAUUGGGACGCUUGGCGGGAGGUUUGGUCUCGACGAAGAUGAUAAAAAGAAACUUGAAAAGAUUUUCGGGAAUAUUCAUAGUAAGGUUGCGGAGAUUAAGGGGACGGCGGGGAAAAGUUGGACUAAUGAAGGUGGCAAAGGUCUGGAUGGGAUUAACUCCAAGGUGCAGCAUUAUUUCAAUGCGUUCAACGCGCAGUGGCCGUUUGGCCAAAUAGUCACCGGUUGGAUCGAUGACAUUCUGCAGCACAACGGCCUGGUUAAAGGCUGCUUGGGUGGCAGGAUAAGGGGGCGCACACGCUUGAGGAGGAGCUGA
Messenger RNA from Babesia ovata, 1689 nucleotides. RefSeq names its product Extracellular matrix-binding ebh, putative. The record is from RefSeq and is a predicted model, not a curated record. Lineage: Eukaryota; Apicomplexa; Aconoidasida; Piroplasmida; Babesiidae. The transcript has a single exon. Bases 1 to 1689 code for a protein of 562 amino acids.